This is a messenger RNA of Octodon degus (degu), 977 nucleotides long. RefSeq names its product synaptosome associated protein 29 (gene Snap29). Bases 105 to 872 code for a protein of 255 amino acids. The record is from RefSeq and is a predicted model, not a curated record. Gene Ontology annotation, molecular function: syntaxin binding; SNAP receptor activity. Gene Ontology annotation, biological process: synaptic vesicle fusion to presynaptic active zone membrane; exocytosis; synaptic vesicle priming. Lineage: Eukaryota; Metazoa; Chordata; Mammalia; Rodentia; Octodontidae. Gene Ontology annotation, cellular component: SNARE complex; plasma membrane. The transcript is spliced from 5 exons.
GACGUAAUAAGCGCGGAAGGAGCUAGCCCCAAGCGGGGCGUGGUCGCGGUUUGGUGACGGAGCUCACUCCUUCUGGUUUUCCUAUCUAGAUUACCGUCGGCAAUAUGUCGGCAUACCCAAGAAGCUACAACCCUUUCGACGACGAUGUGGAGGAUGAAGACACGCGGCCGGCUGCGUGGAGGGACGCCCGUGACCUCCGGGACGGGCCCUCAGCGCCCGCGGACAGUCAACAGUACCUGCGGCAGGAAGUGCUGCGCAGGGCCGAGGCCGCCGCUGCCAGCACCAGCCGGUCUCUGUCUGUCAUGUACGAGUCCGAGAAGGUCGGGGUCGCCUCUUCUGAGGAAUUGGUCCGGCAGCGAGGAGCCCUAGAACGCACAGAGAAGAUGGUAGACAAGAUGGAUCAAGACUUGAAGACCAGCCAGAGGCACAUCAACAGCAUUAAGAGUGUGUUUGGUGGGUUCGUCAACUAUUUCAAAUCCAAACCAGCAGAGAUCCCAGCUGAACAGAAUGGUGUGAUCACUCCACAGCCCAAUAGCAGAUUGAAAGAAGCCGUAAGUGUAAGUAAAGAACAAGAAGAAAAAUACCAGGCCAGCCACCCAAACCUCAGGAAGCUGGAUAAUAUAGAUUCUCAAACUGGCACCACUGUGAGUACUGAAGCUUACCCCAAAAAAACGCACCUUCAAGCCUAUCACCAGAAGAUUGACAACAACCUAGAUGAACUGUCCAUGGGACUAGGCCGUCUGAAGGACAUAGCUCUGGGGAUGCAGACAGAAAUUGAAGAGCAAAAUGACAUUCUUGACCGACUGACAACCAAAGUGGACAAAUUAGAUAUCAAUAUAAAAAGCACAGAAAAAAAAGUCCGACAACUGUAAAGAUAGAGAAUUACCUCUACUCUAUUAUGAUGACUAUGUGAAAGCUCUUUUUCACUCUCAAGAAGAAGUUUCAUUUGUUAUUUUAACAUGUGUUUGCAAAUGUUA